GUCAUUACUACGCCUCUUAAGCUUCCUGUCCAUGUGUAUGGCGCGUUUACAGAAAUUCGAGGAAAAGGAAAAAACAUCAGUCAUAUAUUAAACGCCACAUUAUGACAUGCAUGUAAAAAUUUGUUUAUGAUGAGUCAUUCUAAGAAAGUUUCGGCAUUUUCAGUCUUCAAAGGCAAAAAGGACAGAGACAGUAUUUCAAGUCUGGAUAGCAGGGCAAGCAUCCGCAAAGCUUCAAGUUCUCAGUCUAUCAGAGAUGAUGUUAAAAAGGCUCUGGAUGGAAAGGGGAAAAAGCUAAUGAAGGUUCUGAAAGGAGGGAGUUUGAGAUCCAGUCUGAGGAGCACACCAAAAGUACGACCUACAAUGUUAUCCGCAUCUCAAAAGGAAGAUCCUGUACGCUUGACAAGUGUGAAAUCAACAACAGACUUAGAAGAACAAGAUGCUGCACAAGCAGCAGGCAAAGGGAAGCCCUUGUCCACACCAGUGAUUCCCAAGCAAAUCUCUGCUGUACGCCCGACCAGAAACCAGAACAUUCCGCCUUCAGGUAAAAUCUUGCCAAACCCCCCUCCUUCAGACAAACAGUCCCCAGGAAAGCGAUCAAACAGAUCUUCCAUUGAGACAGCCACCCCACUGGCGGAAGCUGGUAACAAACCGUUCUCCAUUCUGAAGCCAGCAAAAAGCAAGAAGACACCCAGCCCUAAAGUCAAUUCCAGUCCUAAGGCAGCGAGUGUGGAGGACAGGCAGACCGGGAAGAGCAAACGGUCAGAGGAUGAGGCAGACAGCAAGCAUGUCAAAAAGAAACGAAGGGACAACAAUGAUGUACAGACGCAAGACUGCAGCACUGAGGAAAUGGAACAUGUUCUGUCCUUUGAUGAUGAGUCAACAUCAAGUUCCCAACUACCCUACAUGUUCAACAGUGGAGAAGAAGCCAGAAAAAUAUUUGAAUGUCUCAUUCACCCAGUAAAACCUGACAAAUUCUUCAAGGAAUUAUGGGAAAGAAAGCCUUUGUUGGUUCAGAGACACAUGACUCAGUAUAAUGAUGGCUGGUUCAGCACAGCCGAGCUAGACAGAAUCCUACGAAAUGAAAAUGUACAAUUUACAACCAAUUUAGAUGUGACAACAUUUACAAAUGGACAGAGAGAAACUCAUAAUCCUGUGGGCAGGGCCUAUCCCUCAGUUGUGUGGGAUUUCUAUCAGAAUGGCUGCUCUGUGAGGCUUUUAAAUCCUCAGACAUACUCUAGGAAUGUAUGGAAGCUCCUCUCUGUACUACAGGAGUACUUUAACUGUUGUGUGGGAGCUAACGUAUAUUUAACCCCUCCGGGUACACAGGGCUUUGCCCCGCAUUAUGAUGAUAUUGAGGCUUUUAUUCUACAGUUGGAGGGUAGGAAGCACUGGAGAUUGUACAGUCCUAGAACGGAUGGUGAAGUUCUUCCUAGAUUUUCAAGUGGAAAUUUUACAGAGAAAGAUUUAGGAAAACCCAUAUUGGACACUGUCCUUGAACCUGGAGAUUUGUUGUAUUUCCCAAGAGGCACAAUCCAUCAGGGUAACUGUAUGGAAGACACUCACUCCCUCCACAUCACUGUAUCCUGUUACCAGAAGAAUUCCUGGGGAGAUCUGUUUGAAAAGAUGGUUCCUAGAGCCCUGCAGAUUGCUAUUGAUGAAGACGUUGAGUUCAGAAGAGGUCUUCCUAGAGAGUAUUCAUCCUACAUGGGGAUAGCUCACUCAGACAUGGAUGGGCCACCCAGAAACAUGUUUUUGAAAAAAGUGGAGCAGCUGAUGGUUCGAAUGAUCCAACAUUUACCCGUGGAUAUGGCUUGUGACCAGAUGGCCAAGUCAUUCAUCCAUGACAGUAUGCCUCCUGUUCUCUCUGAAGCUGAGAAAGCUUUCAGUGUUCAUGGUAGUGGUGAGCACUGGGACAAGGAGAGGAUGUGUGUAGUGGGAACAGCUGAAAUAGAACCAGACACCACCAUUAAAAUCAUCCGUAAAGGCAUCCUCAGGCUGCUGACGGAGGAAGAUGAGGUACGGAUAUACUACUCUCUGGAAAACACCCGACUGUAUCAUGAAGUGGAACCCACCUUUAUUCAGAUCUCUGCAGAGGUUGGUCCUGCCGUGGAAUUUUUGAUUCAUUCGUACCCAAAGUAUGUAACCGUGGAAAGCUUGCCGUUACCCUCCAUUGACCAGAGAAUUGAUGUAGCCAGCAUGUUGUAUGAGAAGGGACUACUAAUCACUGGGGAGCCCAUGCUUGUCCUGGAUCAAGACUCCAAUUGACCUUGAUGAACUCUCUCUCAAUCCACAACAAAGCUGCACUUAAUGUGUCAUUAUAGAAUUCAAUAGCUGCUUUUAUUGGUCAUAACAUUGUGCAUUUAUAUUGACAUGUCAGUCAUGAAACGCUUCAAUAUGUGUUAUAUUGUUUAUGGAUCAGACACACAAUACAAUGUACCUGUAAUGACUUUUUAACUGGAAUUUUUUAGUCAGAAAAAAUUGUGAUAUUGUAUAAUAUUCGCUACAAAAUGUAUAUCAUACAUAAACUGUUGUAGCUAUAUCUGUAUCUGAAAAGUUGAUCUGCCCUUUAGAAAAAGAGAAAAAAAUUACUUUGUAGGUUGCCUGGUAACUUGUUACAAUUUCUGACAGUAUUAACUAAGCCAUUUACUGUGCAUAUUCUGACAACGAAACACCAGGAAAAUCAAAAAUGUUCUUAAACAUCUGCUAAUGCAUGUAUAAAAACAUUCACCUAAUCUUGUAUUUAUUUUAUUUCUGACAGAGCAGAGAGCUCAUAAUUAUUCUGUUUAUUUAUGUUUUUAUACAAGGUCUUUUGACCUGUGCCACAUUUUACAAAGAUUAUGGUGUAAAGAGAAAAAUAGUUCACUUGUUGUUGUUAUACAUGUAUAUGAUCUUUUGUAAUUAGAUUUAGAUUUCAGAAGAGCAAAGAAAACAUCAAGUAAUAUAUGCCCAUUUACUUUAUCGUGCGAGGUUUGGUUCCGUGGUGGAAAUGACUCCACCAAUAGUUUAGAUGUUUAGCAUGCUUAAUGCUAUUAUAUGAGAUAAUGAAUGCAGUAUUGAUUAGUAAUAAUAAAUUGUUGCUUUGAUGAUUAUCAAGCAUGAAAUUUUGAAAGGAAGAAAUAAAUUGUAAGUACAUUGUCCCUUGUGAUUUGUGUGUGUGUGUGUGAUUUUUUUAUUUAAUUGAUUAGUUGUUCAACUUUACAGAAAGAUUUCUUUAAUUAAACUGAUGGUAAAAAUAAA
Molecule: messenger RNA, 3237 nt
Organism: Ostrea edulis (European flat oyster)
Lineage: Eukaryota; Metazoa; Mollusca; Bivalvia; Ostreida; Ostreidae
Product: ribosomal oxygenase 1-like
Exons: 18
Coding region: 127-2265 (712 amino acids)
Cellular component (GO): nucleolus
Molecular function (GO): histone H3K36 demethylase activity; histone H3K4 demethylase activity
Source: RefSeq, a predicted model, not a curated record